Messenger RNA from Cryptomeria japonica (Japanese cedar), 2377 nucleotides. RefSeq lists its product as uncharacterized. Lineage: Eukaryota; Viridiplantae; Streptophyta; Pinopsida; Cupressales; Cupressaceae. Gene Ontology annotation, molecular function: N6-methyladenosine-containing RNA reader activity; mRNA binding. The transcript is spliced from 12 exons. Gene Ontology annotation, cellular component: nucleoplasm. Gene Ontology annotation, biological process: regulation of mRNA splicing, via spliceosome; mRNA splicing, via spliceosome. The record is from RefSeq and is a predicted model, not a curated record. The coding region runs from base 392 to 2002 and encodes 536 amino acids.
UCACAUCGUCAUCGUCACAUCCAAACAGAAGCGAGUCGCUCUAAUAUUUACCAUUGGCUAUAAUUACCCAUUAUUAUUAGUAUACACCAAAAUAUCUCAUCCAAACAGAAGCAAAAUACACACCAGGCCUUUACAUACUGUCUUUCUUAUCUGCUGCUAUCGAUCGGCCGCAGGCAUAUAUAGAAAUCUGGCAUAAAAUUCGGAAGUAGCAGCAGGGCAUGGUGAAAAAGCGGGACAGCAUUCAUCCGUCCAGAUUUUUUGGAAAACUCCCCAAAUUUCGAAAGCAUUUGCUGGCGUUAGCUCAGCAAGAAUUUGCCUGAGGAGUCGAACCCUAGGCAGCGAGAUUAGUGCGGGCAUUUAUCAUCUAGGGCUAGAGGUAGCUAUUGAUAACAUGGGGGUAAAGGUUGCACUACGCUUGAACGGAGGGAAUACGGAGGGGGCUAAGGGUUCGAAUCCUGAUCAAGAUCUUCAGUCCGUUCAGAACUCUGGAGCGUCUACGAACAAAGUAGUUGAAAAAAGUAGACGUGGCAAGGGCACGGAGAAGAGCGUGCUGGAUGACAUAAUGAGUGAUCCAGAUGACUUUGGGGACCUUGGGGACUUGGACGCGGGAUCCGAGAGCGAUGGCGGUCGAUGGGAAGAUACUUUCAAAAUGACAGUGGAUGAUGAACCGGAUGCAUUAGCUGCAGUGGCUACAUCAGAUUGUAUUGACAAAAAGGAUAUAGGGAAGGAUUCUCCUGAUGGAACCCCCAAGGAAAACGCUUCAAUGGUUGAUUCAUCUCUAACCGACUGCAAGCAGGAACCGGAUGCAUUUGAAGAGCCAGGAAGUUCAAGCCAUAAAGGAUAUGAGAAACAGCAUCAGAAAAGUAGUCAAGGGAAAGUUAAGCAUCUGUGUCAUGUAGUGGUCAAUGCUAAUUCUUCAGAAGAGGUUAAACUGCAUUCAACUAGAUUUUUCAUAAUUAAGAGUCUGAACCAUCGUAAUUUGGAGAUGUCAAUUGAGAAGGGCAUCUGGGCAACUCAAGUGAUGAAUGAACCUAUUUUAGAGGAAGCUUUCCACAAAGCAGAGAGAGUUAUCUUAAUCUUUAGUGUCAAUAUGAGUGGAUACUUCCAAGGAUAUGCUCAAAUGAUGUCUCCAGUUGGUUGUAAGAGAACUAAUGUUUGGAGUGAAUCUAAUAGUGGGUCAAAUCCAUGGGGACGCACUUUUAAGGUGAAGUGGCUCCGCCUUUAUAAUUUACCAUUUCAGAAGACGGUCCACCUGAAGAACCCGUUGAAUGAAUACAAACCAGUCAAGAUCAGUAGAGACUGUCAGGAGCUGACGCAAGAAAUUGGGGAAGCACUUUGCAGUCUUAUAGAUGAUGGGAAUGAAUUAGAGGGAAAACAGAAGUGCAGGAUAGCUGUUCAUGAUGGCCCUCCUACAAAAAGACUUCACAGGGACUAUGCCAAUGCUAUGUCAGAUGGAAAAUGCAUGUCAGGGAUUCCAUCUCAGGUCAAUUGGCCAUUAACGCCUAUGAUGUAUCCAUGUACACAGUAUCCACCAGUUAUGUCACUUGAGCAAUACAAUCUUCCUGGAGGCAUGGUGUCAAAUAUUGUUAGCAGCCAUUUGGAAGAACCAAAAGAUUCCAGAUCGAAGUCACCACUUGCACCAGAGAAGAGUACUGAUAGGCGCAGAGAUAGAGAAAGGUCCUCAGGAGCUGAUGGAAAGAAAGAACGAUCACGUUCUGGGGGAAAUUCAAAGCAUGGUGGUGGUAAUCUAGCUGAGGAAGAUCUGUUACAUAUGACAUAUGAAGAAUACCUUCAAGUCCAUGGGAAAAUGAUCGAGUUUGGUGGCUGCCAGCAGACUCCUGGAGGAUGGAUGGCUAAUGGUGCAGAGGUUAACUUCCCAGCUGAUCAAUAUGCAAACUACUUGGCAAAUUGGUACCGCAAUCAAAAUCCUAUGAUGACAAGCAAUGCAUACUAUGGUGCUCAACAAAUAAUAAACACUUAUCCUACACUCCGACAUCCUUAGAAUGUGAGGUUCAGUUGUCGAUGAUUGGGUUUCUUCUUUUUGCAGAAGUUAACAGAGAUGAAUGUUUUUUUUUGUGGAAGGCUGCAACUUUUUUGCUUUUCACACAUAAAUAUGUUGUAAUCUGCUAUAUCUUAGCAUGGAUGCCUUUCAUAGGCAUAUAUAUUAUAAUUUUCUAUCAUGUACAUUGAAAAUUAAUUUUGGGACAGAUUUUGCUUUGACUUGUUGGUUAUGGCUGAUGCUCUCCACUAAUUUUCUUAGCGUACUUUUAGCCGAAGUUGUAAAAUAUCAUUUUUUUGUAAUCCCAUGUUAAAGGGAUUCUGAACUAACUCCAUUUUUUUGAGGAAUUGGUAUAUAGAGGAACACAAAUUAUUAGUC